AUGGAGUUCGCCACUGAUAAAGAGUUUCUUGCAUAUUAUAAGCGAUAUGCCAAGAAACAAAGUUUUGGUGUCAUCACACAGAGGACCAAAAGAGAUGCAUCUGGGAAACCGAAGUAUGUGACAAUUGGGUGUGCACGUGGCGGCAAGUACCAUCCGAGUCACAGUAAUAUCUCGAAGCCGCCACCAACAAUUAAAACAGACUGUAAGGCGAAGUUAAAUGCUCACUUGGACAAAAAGGGUGUAUGGGUUUUGACCACUGCUGAGAAUACUCACAAUCAUGCUACUGUCAGCCCACAAAAGUCUAGAUUUUUUAAAAGUCAUAAGUGUUUAGAUGAAUACAGUAAAAGAAUGCUCGAUCUAAAUGACAGGGCAGGUAUUCGAAUGAACAAAAAUUUUGGAGCACUUGUUGUUGAUGCGGGCGGGUUUGAGAAUCUUGAAUUUCAAGAGAAAGAUUGUCGAAAUUAUAUUGACAAAGCCAGACAAUUGAGGCUGGGUAAAGGAGGUGGCGAAACACUUACUGAUUACUUUAAGAGGAUGAGGAAGAUGAAUGAUGGAUUUAUUUCUGUGAUUGAUGUGGAUGAUGAGUUGCGACUCAGAAAUGUGUUUUGGGCUGAUGCACGUAGUCGAGCCGCGUAUGAGUGUUUCAGAGAUGUGAUCACCUUCGAUACGACGUAUCUAACAAAUAGAUACAGUAUGCCUUUUGCUCCUUUUGUUGGGGCUCUAAAAGCAAUCAUAACAGAUCAAGAUCGGGCAAUGAAGAGUGCCAUUAUGAUGAAAUUACCUGAGAAAUUGGGAUCCCACUCCCAAUUCAACGCAGGGUUAAAGACUGACAUUCAGAGUGCCCUAUAUGAUUCGCAUAACUGUGAAGAAUUUGAUGCCAAAUGA
Messenger RNA from Juglans microcarpa x Juglans regia, 885 nucleotides. Its product is annotated as protein FAR1-RELATED SEQUENCE 5-like. Bases 1 to 885 code for a protein of 294 amino acids. The record is from RefSeq and is a predicted model, not a curated record. The transcript has 3 exons. NCBI's taxonomy places the organism in Eukaryota, Viridiplantae, Streptophyta, Magnoliopsida, Fagales, Juglandaceae.